Messenger RNA from Impatiens glandulifera, 1662 nucleotides. RefSeq names its product zeatin O-glucosyltransferase-like. The transcript has a single exon. The record is from RefSeq and is a predicted model, not a curated record. The coding region runs from base 104 to 1549 and encodes 481 amino acids. Gene Ontology annotation, molecular function: UDP-glycosyltransferase activity. Lineage: Eukaryota; Viridiplantae; Streptophyta; Magnoliopsida; Ericales; Balsaminaceae.
UAUUCUUGAAAUAAUCGUGCAACCAUAAAUCCAAAUCCAAAGCCAAAGGAGAUUGAGUAAGGAAACAACUUCAACUCAAUAAUAUCCAUCCAUCCAUCCAUCCAUGGCUAAUAAUAUUACUAGCUUCCCAAAUGAAUCAAAGCUUCGUGAGCAGGAUGUAGUGUUCUUAAUGGUUCCUUUUCCAGCCCAAAGCCAUUUAAACCAGCUCCUCCGUCUUUCUCACCUCAUCCGCUCUCGGGGCUUCCCCGUUCACUACGCCGCCUCCGCCAUCCACUGCCGCCAGGUCAAGCUCCGGCACGACACUCUCCUCCUCAAUACUUCCGGAAUCAUAUUCCACGAAUUGCUCACACCCCCUUUUAACUCUCCCCCUCCCGAACCAUACUCCUCUGUUAAAUUCCCCCAACAUCUUUGGCCCUCCUUUGAAGCCUCUUUGAAGUUGCGAGAACCUGUAGCCACCUUGCUACGGGAACUUUCCUCCUCGGGGGAUACAACUAUAACUACAACUAGAACUAGAAGACUCGUGGUUAUCCACGACAACCUAAUGAAUUACGUGGUCCAGGAUGCUGCCUCUGUUCCGAAUGCAGAGUCCUAUUCUUUCAAUUGUAGCUCCACCUUUUGCACCUUCUGUAUAACGUGCCAGUUCUCCGGGAAACCUUUCCCCGUGGUCGAGGUGGAGCCCGAGGCCAUCCCGACUCUAGACAAUUGCUUCACCCCAGACCUUGCCAACUUUUUCUCCAUUCAGACUCAAUUUGAUCAUCUCAAACAUGGCAAUCUAUUCAGCACAUGUCGAGCAAUCGAGGGCCCUUACCUCGACCUUCUAGCCCAAACAACACAUGCCGACGCAGCCGUUGACAACAACAAGAAGAAGAAGCAAUGGGCGAUUGCGCCUUUGUUCCCAGUCACAGCAAUCGACGACAAAGCUCACCCAACCUUGGAAUGGCUGGAUAAACAACCACCAAGAUCUGUGAUAUACGUAUCAUUUGGAUCAUUAACAACCAUGAGCCAAGAACAGGUCAAUGAGCUGGCUCUAGGGUUGGAAGAAAGUAAACAGAGGUUCUUAUGGGUGUUGAGAGAUGCCGACAGAGGAGACAUAUUCAACGGUGAAUCCACAAUCCUUCAGCUGCCGGAAGGGUUCGAGGAGCGGGUGAAAGGGGUGGGAAAGGUGACCAGAGAUUGGGCUCCUCAGCUCGAGAUACUCCGGCACCUGUCGGUUGGGGGAUUUAUGAGCCACUGCGGCUGGAACUCAUGCCUAGAGAGCCUAACCAUGGGCGUGCCAUUGGCUACAUGGCCAAUGCACUCCGACCAGCCGCAUAACGCCUUACUCAUGACCCACGUACUCAAAGUCGGAGUUCCGGUCAUAGGUUGGGGAGAACGCGAUCAACUAGUGACCGCAUCCGUCAUUAAGAAAAGCAUUGAAAAUUUGAUGGCAUCGAGUGAAGGACAUGAGGUUAGAACAAGAGCGGAAGAACUGGGAAAAGCUAUCAAGCAUUCGGUAGAGGACGACCAUCUCUGGGAAUUGAAUUCUUUCCUAAGUUACGCAACUAGAUGAAUCAUGGAGUAAUAAGAUCAUCAUCGCCCAUUGCGAAAUCUUUAAUAAAGUCUAUAAUUAUUAAUGGUUAUAUGUAGUCAUCUUUUAAUUAGCCAUCGUGUUUAAGGAUAAAA